CUAGUAAAUGACAUCCAGGGGCAGAGAUUGAGUCGCAAAGCCUCCAACUUUUGAAUUUGAAACAGCUAAAGAGCCGUUGGAGUAGAGAAAAAACACACUUAGAGAGAGAAUGGUGGGUAGAGAAACAAAAAACGGCUCUGCAGCUUUUUCGUGGGCAGAUGAGGUUGAGAAAGAAGAGGAAGAACAAGCUCGGUUUCAGGAGUGCCAGAAGCAGAAACCAAACCCUUUUGGCUCUGCCAGGCCCAGAGAAGUUGUUCUCCAGGAAAAAGGAAUUGAUUGGAGAAAACUCGACUUCCAUCUUCAACGACCUUCUCACAUAAGGCAGCUGGACGAUCCGAAGCUAUGUAAGGAAAAAAUCCCUGCCUCUGCUGCUCCAGGUAUCGACAGGAUACAUUCAGUUACCCCUAGCGAGUGCCUGAAAUAUGAAAUGGAAGAUGCCAAUUCGGACUUGAAAAGAGGUGAAAUUUUGCGGGAACCUUUGGCUAUGCAGAACCAGAAUCCUGUACCAUUCGUACCUCCUCUAAGAUAUCCACCUAAAAAUGUCAUUCCUAGUUUGUCUGAGUCUGGUUUUCAUUAUUAUCUACAUGACUUGGGCGAUGGGCAGCAAGAUUUUAAAAACAAGAAGCCCCUGAAGCCCGAGAAAGAGAACGCAUUUCAUCAGCAAGGGUCCCAAAGGGUUCAUUGCUCUCAAAAUAAUCAUGGAAGCCACAUUCUUCCUUACUAUCAUCGGCAAAUAUUGCAAGCUGAGCAAGGGAGCCAGUUUAAGGAGAAUUACGAAAAUUUCAAACUGGGGCAAUCAGUUGUUAAAGGGAAGAACUUGAGGAAAACAGCAGCUAGUAGAAUACAGCAUUCAGAUUCAGCUACUGAGAGACCUUGCAAAAAUCUUCAAGAAGAUUACGCAGUUAGUCAUGGGGUUAGGCAGAGCUUGAUAAACCACUCAUGUGCUGGAGGUACAUGCAAUGGCCUGGAAAGAUCUGUUGCCAAGAGAUCAAGUGGCACAGAAUUCAGUUCGAUGGCAGUUCAAAAAAGAAAAUGCAGCGAGAUGAAGAGGAACUAGGCAGUGAGAAACGAAUAUGAAAGGUAGGGGAAAACUCAAUUGUUACCACAAUUUUGCUUUCAGUAAUAAAACAAUCGUUCCAAUAACAAAAGCAAUACAUAUUUUAUACCUGCCUA
This is a messenger RNA of Populus euphratica (Euphrates poplar), 1173 nucleotides long. RefSeq lists its product as uncharacterized. The record is from RefSeq and is a predicted model, not a curated record. Lineage: Eukaryota; Viridiplantae; Streptophyta; Magnoliopsida; Malpighiales; Salicaceae. The transcript is spliced from 2 exons. Bases 110 to 1057 code for a protein of 315 amino acids. Gene Ontology annotation, molecular function: mRNA binding; translation initiation factor activity.